CGUGUCCGGCUCGGGGAGGUGCCGGGGGCGGGUCCCGGCGGGUCCCGGCCACAGUCUCGGUCCCCGCCGGCCGCAGCCCGGGAUGGAGCCGCCGCUGCCGCUGCUCUCGGGGGCCUGCGUCGCCUGCACCCUCGGCAUGUUCGCCACGGGCCUGACUGACCUGCGCCAGAUGUUUUGGAUACGGAGUGUGGAGAAUAUCCAGUUCCUACCCUUCCUUACCACCGAUGUAAAUAACCUGAGCUGGCUGAGCUACGGGUGCUUGAAGCAGGACUGGACACUGAUCACCGUGAACACCAUCGGGGCGGCGCUGCAGACCCUUUACAUCCUGGUGUACUUCUACUUCAGCCACGAGAAGCGCCGGGUUCUGCUGCAGAGCAUGGCCCUGCUGGGGGUGCUGAUCCUCGGCUACUGCUACUUCAACCUCCUGAUCCCAGACGUGGACGUGCGCCUGGCACACCUGGGGCUCUUCUGCAGCGUCUUCACCAUCAGCAUGUACCUCUCGCCCCUGGCUGACCUGGCCAAGAUCAUCCGGACCAAGUCAACCCGGUGCCUGUCCUUCCCACUGACUGUGGCCACCUUCCUGGCCUCAGCCAGUUGGACGCUCUAUGGCCUACAGCUCAAUGACCUCUACAUCAUGGUCCCUAACGUCCCCGGGAUAGUCACCAGCAUCCUGCGAUUCUGGUUAUUCUGGCAGUUCCCUCCGGACCAGGACAAGUUCUACAAGCCCCUGCAGGCCUGAGGCCUGGGGCAGGAAGGAGCAUCACUGAGCCCUUGAGGUGGGGAGCCAGCGGCAGGUGCAGACCCAGCUCCUCAGCCCAUGGGUUGAAUGAUUUCCCUCCUGCCCCCAGUACAUUCACUGACCGAUGAAGGGAGGAGGAGCCAAUGCUCACACUGUGAUUCUACUGCCCUUGCCCCUGCCCUGGUGGAGGGCCCGGCCAACCACCCCUUAGGCCUGCCUUAGCCAGAGAGCCUUGCACGGCACUACACGGGUACUGCCCCCUGCCUGGGGCUCUGCUGCUCCUGGGGGACUCUGAGGAGACAUGGCUGCCUUGCCGCAAGGGAUGCCCCCCCCCAGCCAUUUUCAUUUUUCAUUACUUUGCUUUAUUGGGAAUAGUGCCUUUGACACUUCAGCAGUGCCCCUGCCUCUCCCAUGCACCUGGCCAGCUCUGGGGACUCUCUUCCUCCCUGCUGUGCUCAACCAUUCUAGGAGGGCUGUGGUGGGAGUCAAGUGCGGUGCUGGGGGGCUGCCCUCUUCUCUGUUGGAUGUCUUGGUUUGUUCUGCUGUUUUGUAUGAGCAUAAGUGCCUUUUAAUAAAUCAAAGCCAGAGUGUG
This is a messenger RNA of Dermochelys coriacea (leatherback sea turtle), 1331 nucleotides long. It is a transcript of the gene SLC50A1, whose product is annotated as solute carrier family 50 member 1. Gene Ontology annotation, molecular function: sugar transmembrane transporter activity. The transcript has 6 exons. NCBI's taxonomy places the organism in Eukaryota, Metazoa, Chordata, Testudines, Dermochelyidae. Gene Ontology annotation, cellular component: membrane. The record is from RefSeq and is a predicted model, not a curated record. The coding region runs from base 83 to 739 and encodes 218 amino acids. Gene Ontology annotation, biological process: carbohydrate transport.